UAUCGGCUGGCUGGUUGUGUGGUUCCUGAAGGGGGGAAGGUCUUGUUUUGUUUUUCCGCGAAAGCACUAAAUAACCUUCUUUUGAUGGCUCAGCAGUUUCAGGUGCUGAGAUGUUGUUCCUGUAAUAUCUUCCAAGUGCAGCAGAUUAAAAAAAGCAAAAAAUGGAACUGCAAAAUGUGUGAUGAAAAGCAGUCAAUUCUAAGGGUUUUUGGCCAGGGCUCUGGAGCUGAUUGCAGGCAUCAUGUACAGAAGCUAAACUUGCUGCAAGGUGAAUGGGAUCAGACACCUGUUAACAAACUUAGGUGUAAAGAAGAAUCAGUACGGAUAGGUGAUGAGAACGUGGCUGUUAACAUCAAAGAAAAAUUAGGCUGGCAGGUAAGACUUUAUGAUUUAGAAAGAGCAUCUUUAAAAAUAAAAGUUCAAAGAAUAGACAAUCAUGAGCUGUUAAAUCAAGAUCAGAGACACUUAGUCAUGGUUAGUGCAAAAAGCUGUGGAGAUGGUAUAUGUGACAGUGUAAUUCCUGUGCCUAAAGACCAUAUGCUACAAAGAAAUAAUCAACAGCCAGAAUCAAGAUUAACUGGACUUUCAAAAUGGGAGAAAUUCCUUUUAUCUGACAAGAGUUGUGAUACUGGUGCCACCACUAACGUGACAGGUGGAAGGCAGAGGACAUCAGUCAAAACACUUGUUGCAGGUACAAGUGAUGAAAGAGCAGCCGCUUCUAAUGCUGGGUGUGAUAACUGGCAUCUUGAACCACAGCAGAACGCAGUCACCUCCUUUCACAGAGCAAAAGAGGUCUCCAACUCUGAUCACCUUGCAAUAGCCAGAAUACUUGGGAAAAGCAGCAAAUGCUCUGCAGCUUUGGCUACUUGUCAAGAUAAGGCACAACCUGCAGAAUUUACCACUUCCACAAGGUCUCUUGCUACUGCUAAGUCAAGCAACCUUUAUGGAAGUCUUUUUUCCACAGGGGAGGAUUUUGAUGAUGAUAUUUAAGGCUCUACAAUGAGGUUUGCUGA
This is a messenger RNA of Python bivittatus (Burmese python), 1013 nucleotides long. NCBI's taxonomy places the organism in Eukaryota, Metazoa, Chordata, Lepidosauria, Squamata, Pythonidae. The record is from RefSeq and is a predicted model, not a curated record.